UUAACGGGCGCGCCUCGCGCUAGCUCCGCCCUCCCGGUCCGUGGCGUCAUCACCGCGCGUCCGGUUUCGCCCCGCCCCCGCUGCGGGAGGGGACGUCGGCCGCGGGCAGGAGUCGGGGAGCGGGGCCCGGGGGGGAAGCACCAUGGCCGGGGUGGGCUUCGAGGAGUUCUCGGUGCCCCCGGGCUCGGAGCUGGCGCUGCCCCCGCUCUUCGGGGGGAACAUCCUGGAGAGCGAGCUGGAGACGGAGGUGGAGUUCGUGGACGGGGGGCUGAGCGGGGACAACCUGCAGGACGAGGAGGAGGAGGAGAGCCAGCAGCGGCAGCGGGAGCUGGGCCGCCGGAAGAUUCAGGCGCUGGGCCGGCGCUGCAAGGAGAUCGAGCAGGUCAACGAGAGGGUGUUGAACCGACUCCACCACGUGCAGAAGAUCACGCGGCGGCUCAAGCAGGAGAGGAGAUUCCUUAUGAGGGUCCUGGAUUCCUACGGGGAUGACUACAGACAGAGCCAGCUCACCAUUGUCCUAGAGGACGAAGGCAGCCCCAGUCCAGAAGCCCCCACCCCAGGCAAUACUGAGAACGAACCUCCAGAGAAGGAGACCCCCCGACGCUUCCCUGGUCUCCCACCGGCCGGCCCAGAGCCCAAGAGCCCAUCCCAGGCGGAAACCCCCACUGGAAAGAAACGUCGCCGGCACGGGCGUGAGGACAAGGAGCAGAGGGGCAGGCGGCUGGCCCCUGCCCUCCUCCCCAUGGAUGACUUCCCUGCACAGCUCAAAGAAGAGGACGAGUUCCCCUGUGACCAGGAUGCCGUACUGAGCUCCAGCUGGCCCCUGCACCGGCCCCGGGACAAGCUCCUCCAUUACCCCAAGUUCUCCAGCCCUGGGGCCUGCGCUGAUUUCGACUGAACCCUCCUGAAACUGACCAGGCCCCUCGCUCCGGCCCUCAAGGGGUUAAACCAGGAGGGGUGUGGCCCUUCCCUGUGGACUGGAGAGUUAACCCCGUGUACACCAGUCCCUAAGCAGGGACAGGGUGGGGAGCCCCCAGCUGGCUGGGAGAGGGUGGGUAAAACUCCUGCCGGAAUCUUUCAGGCUUAAAAGCCCCGUGCAGCAGGGCAGCUCACGUGACAGGGAAAUAAAGAGAUGCUGGCCUGGGCCACAGCGCACAACCAGAGCGAACUCUGCUGUACCGA
Molecule: messenger RNA, 1182 nt
Organism: Mauremys reevesii (Reeves's turtle)
Lineage: Eukaryota; Metazoa; Chordata; Testudines; Geoemydidae
Gene: TFPT
Product: TCF3 fusion partner
Exons: 6
Coding region: 143-898 (251 amino acids)
Biological process (GO): apoptotic signaling pathway; apoptotic process; positive regulation of apoptotic process
Cellular component (GO): Ino80 complex
Molecular function (GO): DNA binding
Source: RefSeq, a predicted model, not a curated record